UGGUGGGGACAUUGCAACACACCCGGUGGUGUUUUCAUUGUUUUGCGGUGUUUUCUUCACAAUCGCUCGAUUUCCUGCCGUAUUUAGACAGUGAGAAGGACUUCUUUCCUGCUCAGUACAUCUAGGACAGUGUGCAGAAUGUGGAUCCUGAGGAAUUCCUCAGGGCAUAAAUUCCAUGUUUCCGGCGACAAGGACAUUCACACAGUGGGCAGGGAUACCAGCUGCAGUCUCUACCUGGACAAUGACAAGUCCAUCAGCCGUCUUCAUGCACAUCUCAAGGCGACGCCCGAGAAACUGUUCGUGAUCGACAUGGAAUCGCGCUACGGAAUCUUCCUGAACGAGUACAUUGAGCAGAUCAUCCGGAUGCCAGCGAAGGAGGCUGUGGAGCUGAAGGCUGGCGACACUGUUCAGUUCGGGCGCUUCCACAACAGCUGGACAGUGGAGAGCACCAGCCUGAGCAUCGUGACGUCUUCACUGUCGGCGAGUGAAGUGGAAAAGGUGGCGGAAGACGUGAGAAUUGUCUCCGGGAGGCUGCUGGAGAGCUGGUCAAGUGACUGCACGCAUCUGGUGAUGGCGCACAUAGUCAUCACGAUGAAGGUUCUGCUGGCGCUGGUCUCUGAAGUGCCAAUUGUGCGUCCGGACUUCGUCACGGCGCUGGUUUUGAGCGCUCAGACGCCAGCGAAGCCUCCAAAUCCCGAGGAUUUCAUGCCUGACAUUCAGGAGGAGAACCUGAACAAGGCCACCUGCUCCUUCCACCCCGACAGUGAGCGCCGGACGGUGUUCAGCGGCAAGAGAUUCAUCUUCCUCAGUCAGGAAGUGAUGAAGCGCUACGAAACCGUCGUUCGCCUGGCCGGCGGCAGAGCUGUGAGCAUCGAGACGGACAAGCUGAGCCACAGCGCCUGCAUCCAAGUCGGCACCGUCGUCGUGAGCUCCUCCAGCACGGCACCGGGUGCCAGGGAGUGGCCAAAGGUGCAGCGGAUUGAGAAAACGCUGCAGGCGAACGGGCAUCGCUUCAUUCCCGACAAGGAAAUCGCUCUGGCCAUCAUUUACAAGUGCACAGAGAAGUUCUGCAAUCCGCUGUACAAUUUCGCGGCCAACUUCCUCUUCUGCCGACCAGCCGAGAGGCCCAAAGCGGAGAUCCUGGCCGAAGAGACGCCCGCAAUCGAAGACUGCAAGGAUUCGCCGAGGCCUCCGGAGGUCACGCUGCCGGAGACUCUUCAAGAUCACGCGUCCGUGAUCUUGAAUGAGAUUCCGCAAGCACUGGAGAUCCCUGAGACUCUGCCGGAGCCUCAAGUGGAGCCGCCCAAGGCGGAGAAGAGGAAGCGAAGCGCCUGGACGCGAGUAGAGAAGGAUGCUGGGCCAUCGAAGAGGACAAGAUCUGCAGCUGUGGCGCCAGAAAGGCGGCGUCCGGAAAGUCCAUCGCGCGAGAAGAGAAAGCUCAAAGAUCUGCUGAACAAUUCACCCGAAGAGGAGUUCAGCAUUGUGGUGAAGAGAGCCCGGAAGAAGGCUCCGGAAGCUGUUAUUCCCAAAUCCCAGCCGGUCAGGAGUUCAGCGCGAAACAAAGGCCAGGAAUCUGCGGCUGUGUCGCUCCCAAAGCCGCCAACGUUCGCUGAGCCGGUGAAGAUUUCGCGCUGCGAGAUGAAGUCGACGGGUUGGCUGUCGAAGAAGUUCUCCGAAGCCAGUCUGGAGGAGAGCGAGAAGGAAGCGGAGAAGAGCGGCGACUGGACGGAUUCGCUGAAGGCGUGCGUGCAGACGAAGCUGAUGGACAGCAGCUUGGCUGAUGAGUCGUCGAGCGACUCCUUGAGCAGGAAGAGCUUCAAGGCGUUCAAGAGGAAGUCGUCGUUCGUCGCCCAGAAGAUUGUGGAGCAACUCGUCCAGGUGGAUUCCGGAAGGGGCGAAUGAGUGAAUUCCUGUUCUUUUCCGC
Phlebotomus argentipes is the source of this 1924-nucleotide messenger RNA. RefSeq names its product nibrin-like. Gene Ontology annotation, biological process: mitotic G2 DNA damage checkpoint signaling; double-strand break repair via homologous recombination. The transcript has 2 exons. Gene Ontology annotation, cellular component: Mre11 complex. Gene Ontology annotation, molecular function: protein binding; damaged DNA binding. The record is from RefSeq and is a predicted model, not a curated record. NCBI's taxonomy places the organism in Eukaryota, Metazoa, Arthropoda, Insecta, Diptera, Psychodidae. The coding region runs from base 139 to 1902 and encodes 587 amino acids.